AUGAAAAAAUUGAUCAUUUUUCCCCUGUCCUAAAAUUAGAUGAAAAUCCUUAUGAACAAGUUAUUGCUAUUUUUCACAGUUCCGGUUCAACCUCAUUUCCUAAAUUAGUUCCUUUCUCCAAUCGUUUUUUAUUAAAUGCUGUCGAAUCAACUCAUACUCAUCAUACUCAUGAGAUUAUUUUAUCAACCCCUCCAUUAUUUCAUAUUUAUGGAUUCUUUCAUGCAUUAAAAUAUAUUUUAAGUCCUGGUUCGACAUACGCAUUUCCAAUCGUUGCAGGUUCAAUUCCUUUAGCCAAUGAAGUUUUACAUAGUUUAAAACAAUCUAAAGCUACAAUUCUUUACAUUUUACCUGCUAUCCUUGAACAAAUUUAUACAAAUUAUCCGGAUGAAAUUAAAACAUUAGUAAAUUUAAAAGCUAUAUAUUACGGCGGUGCUGCAUUGGUACAUCAAGUAGGCGAACAACUUGUUCAGUCUGGCGUCAAAAUUCGAAAUUCUUAUGGUGCGACCGAAAUAGGUCAUUUUAUGAUGACUCCUGAAAAUUUAUCACCUAAUAUUCCAUGGAAUGCAAUGAAAUUAAUAGUUCCUGAAAGUGAUAUAAUAUGGAUAGAAAGAAAUGAUAUCCUUGAUGGUGCAAAAGAAUUAGUUAUAAAAAAAAAUUCUUCAAUUCUCGCAAAUAUUAAAGAUAAUGGUGAUUAUAGAGUAGGUGACCUUUUUAUUGAAGCUAAAAAAG
Molecule: messenger RNA, 729 nt
Organism: Racocetra persica
Lineage: Eukaryota; Fungi; Glomeromycota; Glomeromycetes; Diversisporales; Gigasporaceae
Source: the annotation of a GenBank genome assembly